Molecule: messenger RNA, 435 nt
Organism: Auxenochlorella protothecoides
Lineage: Eukaryota; Viridiplantae; Chlorophyta; Trebouxiophyceae; Chlorellales; Chlorellaceae
Product: Dihydroxy-acid dehydratase
Exons: 4
Coding region: 1-435 (144 amino acids)
Biological process (GO): branched-chain amino acid biosynthetic process
Cellular component (GO): chloroplast stroma
Molecular function (GO): dihydroxy-acid dehydratase activity
Source: RefSeq, a predicted model, not a curated record
AUGCUGGCGGCCCUGGAGGCCGACUCGGCUGCCUUCAAGGGCAAGGUCAUCGUCAUCCGGUACGAGGGCCCCCGCGGCGGGCCAGGCAUGCCAGAGAUGCUCACGCCCACCUCUGCCAUCAUGGGCGCGGGUCUGGGCCAGGACGUGGCGCUCAUCACCGACGGCAGGUUCUCCGGCGGCUCCCACGGCUUCGUGAUCGGACAUGUCACCCCCGAGGCGCAGGAGGGCGGCCCCAUUGCCCUGGUUGAGGACGGCGACAUCAUCCGUAUUGACGCCUCCUCUCGCGUCAUGGACGUCCUGAACGUCUCCGAGGAGGAGUGGGCCAGGAGGCGUUCGGCGUGGACGGCGCCGCCCCUGCGCGCAACCAGCGGGACCCUGUACAAGUAUGCCAAGCUGGUGUCUUCGGCGGCCAGAGGGUGCGUCACCGAUGAGUGA